Molecule: messenger RNA, 2270 nt
Organism: Dendroctonus ponderosae (mountain pine beetle)
Lineage: Eukaryota; Metazoa; Arthropoda; Insecta; Coleoptera; Curculionidae
Exons: 7
Coding region: 228-2234 (668 amino acids)
Biological process (GO): monocarboxylic acid transport
Molecular function (GO): monocarboxylic acid transmembrane transporter activity
Source: RefSeq, a predicted model, not a curated record
AACAAAACGAUAAGAUAAAACAUUUGUAUGAUGUACCCACAUAACGCAUCACAUAGCCGAAUUCUCUCAUUGUUCGAUACAGUUGAGUAUUUUUUUGCGGUGGAAACCCAAUUUUUCGAAUUUAGCCCCUGGAAAAACGUGAGAACCGUGGCUUUUCAGCAUCAAAAAGUCGACGAAAAAGUGUCGUUUUUGGGUCCGAAAUGUAGUAAGUGCGUAUAGGGUUUAAUAUGAAUAAGAACGUUACCAUUUCUGACCUGAAUGUGGAGAUCCAAGGAAAGGGAAAUGGUAUUAAACAGCAUCUCCUUGCCAAGGUCGGCAUCGGGAUUAUCGAAUUUUUUCUUGCCUCGAUUGUCUACUGCUAUGGAAUCAUCCUCUCAGAAUACGUUUUUUUGGGAGUGCACGAGUACAGAGAGGGAAUUUGGUCCUCCAUCUUGUACAUUUGCUGUUGGAGUUUCACGGAUCCAUUCUCAAGAUUCCUCUCCGAUUACUUCGAAGACCGCAAAAGCAUAUUUUUUCGCUAUCUGAUUGGAAUCAGUGCGGUUCUCCUGUUUAUGGCCACAAUGGUACCCGAUGCCAUCCUAACUUACAUGAUUUUUGGAGCCAUCAUUUCUAAUCUUGUAUCGACUCAACUCAGCUACUUUGCUGUGGACAAGCUGGACAUGGACCCGAAGGUCCUCGAAGUCAUCCGGCAGGUUUCCAGGGCGCUCAGCUUAUUCAUCAUGCCCCAGUUCGUCUGGUGGUUGAUCACGAUCUUCAGCGUUAACCAAGCCAAGCUGGUGUUUGCCUCAGUUCUACUUAACAUUGUGCCGGCUGCUUUGCUCAUUCCUCUAGAUGAUCAAUGGAAGAACCGGCCUGAAAAAUGCGAUAUGACCCGAUACCAGACUAUUGGUCGCGUUCGUCCAUCCUACGAGUUGAAUGAAAUUAAAAAAACCGUCGAAGACGAUCCGGAGGGUGUAGCUGAGUCCAGCUCAACGUCAAGCUCGCAAUCCUGCCACGACAGCGACGAUGAGCCUGCUGUAGCUGAGCGAGCCCCUGCAUACCUCCCAGUAGCCACAACGUCUACAGAGCCGCAAUAUAACAAUCAGCAUUUUGUAGAAGAGGUUUUCGAUCAAGGGUUCUACAACUACGGGACUGCUGAACAUACUGCCGAUGAUGUUACAGCGCCCGGCUCCCAUUUGAGCCACGCCACUGUGCAGUCCUAUUACAUGAAUAUGGGGAUAAAUAUUCUACCAGGUAUUCCCGAAGAAAAUGAAGACGAAGAUCAGGAGGACCUCAAUUACAUUGACCCGAAGCGCCUGAGCGUCAUUAGCAGCAAGCUGGAAGAGCUCAACUUGGACCAGAUUCGUCGGGACAGUAUCAGAGAAGUGUUCACGAUCAAUGAGCUACUGAACGAGCACAGGCCGGAGCCGAUCAACACUAUCGAGUACAUCUCCAACUUCAAAGAAACGAAAAACCGAGUCUCGGUUAUGGACGAACUGAAGAAUUUCCAGAAGUCUCGCCACUGCUUCCACUGCAAUCCAUAUCGGAAGUACGUCUGGACCAGACGCUUGCGAACAAUCAAGGACUUCUUCUACGACAACAUCAUCCGGCCGAUCUACUACGGGAUCAAAAACAUCUACUUCUACCCAUCGCUAACCACCAAAGUAGUAACUAGCACCGUGUCGACUCUCUAUAUCACUUUGGCUCCAUUCAUGGCAAUGGAAAAGUCUUGGAAGCAAAGCCUGGUGUUUAGCACGGAAAAUGUCACUUUCCUUCUCACCUAUGUGGCAUUCGCUUGGUGCUUUUUCCUGGUGACUUUACCGCUGGUUCUGAAGCUCAGCCAUGAGAAGAUGCGACUUGUCUUCGUAUUGGGGCUGAUUGUCAAUGGAACCAGUCUAUGGAUUCUAUCUCAAGAUAUCACAAACGAUGUCAUCACCAUCAGCAGUCUCCUGUUUGGUUUCGGUUACGGAAUAAUCACAUUUACCGAGAAAAUCGUCUACAAAAGCUCGAUGGGAAUGCGGCCUUGGCACUUGGUCAGAGGACCUUUGGAAAUUCUGUCCGGCCUUUCAGUACUGUUAAUUUAUUAUUUGAUUUACUUUUAUAGACUGGAACUGAGCUUUUUGUUAUUUAUGGCGUCGCUUUCGUAUUAUGCGAAUGCAGGACUGUGGCUUUGUUUGCCGUUUUUCAAGUAUUUUACCAAGGCGAUCAAACGUGUGAUUUUCGAUCAUCGAAGUCAGCACCAAGGCUUUUUCUAACUGGAAAUAUAUGUGAUAUUUUUUUGCGGCGUCUUA